This is a messenger RNA of Platichthys flesus (European flounder), 782 nucleotides long. It is a transcript of the gene ap1s1, whose product is annotated as adaptor related protein complex 1 subunit sigma 1. The record is from RefSeq and is a predicted model, not a curated record. Lineage: Eukaryota; Metazoa; Chordata; Actinopteri; Pleuronectiformes; Pleuronectidae. Gene Ontology annotation, cellular component: AP-1 adaptor complex; intracellular membrane-bounded organelle; membrane coat. Bases 166 to 642 code for a protein of 158 amino acids. Gene Ontology annotation, molecular function: clathrin-cargo adaptor activity. Gene Ontology annotation, biological process: vesicle-mediated transport; intracellular protein transport. The transcript has 5 exons.
CGGAACUGCUGAGUGCAGCAGGCAGCGAGUCCUGCUCGGUUCAUCUGACAGACAUGGAGCGUCGUUGUUAGCUGCGGCGUGUGUGUGUGUUUCCCCGUCGGACCGGUCAAUACACGGGAAGGGUUCGCCCGUAACGUCGCAGGAGCUCCGCGGGAAUCGGAUAACAUGAUGAGGUUCAUGCUGCUUUUCAGCCGGCAGGGGAAGCUGCGUCUACAGAAGUGGUACACAGCCACAUCUGAGCGUGACAAGAAGAAGAUGGUCAGGGAUCUGAUGCAGAUCGUGCUGGCCCGCAAACCAAAGAUGUGCAGCUUCCUAGAAUGGAGGGACCUCAAGAUUGUCUAUAAAAGGUAUGCCAGCUUGUAUUUCUGUUGUGCAAUUGAAGAGCAGGACAAUGAGCUGAUCACACUGGAGGUUAUUCACCGCUUCGUAGAGCUGCUUGAUAAAUACUUUGGCAGUGUGUGUGAGCUGGACAUCAUCUUUAACUUUGAGAAGGCUUACUUCAUUCUAGAUGAGUUCCUAAUGGGAGGAGAGAUCCAGGACACGUCUAAGAAGAGCGUCCUCAAAGCCAUCGAACAGGCAGACAUACUGCAGGAGGAGGACGAGUCUCCCAGGAGUGUGUUGGAGGAAAUGGGCUUGGCAUAAUACACAGCAUUGUUGUGAGAGAUUAUAGAUACUAAGGUAGAGAGAUGGAUGUGAGGGAAUGGGACAGCAUCUGGGAUUUCACUGUCUUGGACUGACUGACUGGUUCUGUGUACCUUUGGUUCUGGGGACUGAUGUGAAAC